UCCAGUGUCAUCACACCAAUUUUGGAGAAAUAUUACCUCUCGCCAAUGUAUGGUCUGGAAUUUGCCCUUGGCUUCAUCGGAAACCUAGUGGUGGUUCUGGGCUAUAUCUUUUGCCUCCCUGCUUGGAAGUCCACUAAUGUGUACCUGUUUAACCUGUCUUUAUCUGACCUCAUCUUCUUCUGCACUUUACCUGAGCUGUCCUACAACUACACUUACAACCUAAAGAGAUUCAAUUCUGCACUAUGCAUGAUUAAUCGCUACAUCCUCAACGUGAACAUGUACUCCAGCAUUCUUUUCAUGAUGUGGGUAAGUGUGGACCGGUACUUGUUGCUGUGUCACCCACAGCGAGAACACGUCCUGUUGACUCUUAAGGCUUCACUGUGCAUCACAGUCUUGAACUGGAUCUGGGUGACUGUUCAAAUCGCUCCUCUCAUUGUCUUUAUUAUCCAGGACUUGGAUCAAAAUGGCUGGACAGUGUGUCGUGAUUUUGGGAGCCUGGGAGUUCCCAAAGUUAUUUUGAUCUACAGCAUAGUUCUCACCAUAACUGGAUAUGUGAUGCCACUGACGGCUUUGUUUCAGGCAUCGAACAGGAUGGUUUCUGUACUCGUGAAAAGAGAGGAAUUGCGUGGGAAGUCCUUCCAAAGGCCAGUAAGAAUUGUGCGGAUUGCAACAAUCUUGUUUCUAGUGCUCUACACACCCAUCCAUGUAAUGAGGAUUAUGCGUUUUGCAUCACGGCUUCCUGAUUUAAAUUUGUCACGGUGCGCCGUAGACUACAUCAAUUCGGUUUACAUAGUGUCAAGGCCAAUUGCUUAUUUUCACAGUGUCAUCAACCCUGUGUUUUACUUCCUCAUGACAGAUAGCUUUAAAGAAGCACUGCAGGACAAGUGGAAGCAGAUUAAAAGGGUGAUAACGAAUGCAUUAUAA
Messenger RNA from Hemibagrus wyckioides, 924 nucleotides. RefSeq names its product succinate receptor 1-like. Gene Ontology annotation, molecular function: G protein-coupled receptor activity. NCBI's taxonomy places the organism in Eukaryota, Metazoa, Chordata, Actinopteri, Siluriformes, Bagridae. The transcript has a single exon. Gene Ontology annotation, biological process: G protein-coupled receptor signaling pathway. The record is from RefSeq and is a predicted model, not a curated record. Bases 46 to 924 code for a protein of 292 amino acids. Gene Ontology annotation, cellular component: plasma membrane.